Kwoniella mangroviensis CBS 8507 is the source of this 1050-nucleotide messenger RNA. RefSeq lists its product as uncharacterized. The transcript has 3 exons. NCBI's taxonomy places the organism in Eukaryota, Fungi, Basidiomycota, Tremellomycetes, Tremellales, Cryptococcaceae. Bases 1 to 1050 code for a protein of 349 amino acids. The record is from RefSeq and is a predicted model, not a curated record.
AUGUCAGAAAGAACAUCCUCAUUUUCCUCGUCUACUUCUUGUCCCAGUAUGAGCGGACCGGCUGCAUCUGACGCUACCCUCUCACCAAGUGUCAGGAGUCUAAGUCCGAUAUCACCUCUCCCCAGCGUACCUACUUUCUGCCUUACGCCGUAUCCUGAACGAACCGAAUUUCCAGAAUCCAUCAACAUGAGUAUGAGUGAUUCGCCUCUGAGCUCGCCAAAGGCUCGUGAGAAUAGUUCGAACAAAGACAAAGAAUAUCCAUUUCAGGACGGGUCAAUCCCUCGAAUGGACGAUCAAUUGAAUAUCAAUGAUGACGAAGGAGAGCGGGCCAAACCUAAGACUGGAGAAUCAUCAUCAUCAUCAUCGUCAUCAUGCAUCUUACCAAGUUCAGUCAAACCACCUACCCCUCGUCGUCGCGUGACAUCACCAUCAUUCCUUAUCCCUCCUUCACUGAAAAUGUCAUCCCUAACUUCGACUAUACCCUCUCCCACGAAUCCACCGCCCUUAUCGCCCCAUGGACGGGCUAAGGCGCCUUUCGUCAGACCUAGGGUAGGUAGAUCAGCAACUAUCUCCAGCAACUCUAUUAUACCCCCUAUAGCUAUGGAAGAGGGGAAAUCAUUAGGCGAGGAUAAAAUUGAGGUAAGGAAGAAACCUGAACCGUUAAUUUUGCAGCAACCUAUCUCCUCUGUAGGUAAUAUAAGUGGAUCAGGAUUGACACGAACGAAAUCCAGUUCCAUAUUAAAUCUCUUAUCAAGGCCUCAAACUCCCAUUCCAUCAGAUUAUGAACAUGAACAUGAAAAUGACCAGGACCGUGGUGGUGAUGAGCCCAAAGUGGAUUCAGCAAAAUCCAACACUCAAACCGCCAAACCGCUCACAUCCCGUCGAAUAGGAAUAGAUAAACACGAUGACAUGAUAAACCAGGAUAGAUGGUAUAGUGAACAAGAUUUGAGAUUAGAUAUGGAAGAACCAAGAUUAGGUAGGGAUCUGAGUCCAGGUUGGGGUGAAUUCGAUUUCGAGUCCGAUUCGGGUACGAUCAGUACUUCAAUAUGA